GGCGAGCGCGGAGCGCGGGCGCCCCGGCUGUCAGUCAGGAGCGGCGGCGCGAGCGGAGGGAGGCGCCGCCGCGGCGCGAGCGUGUUGCCUCAGGGUACCGGGGGAGCCGCCGCGGAGCUCUGCCGCCUUCGCUCCCGGCCUCGCUGAGGCGCGGGUCGCGCUCCGGCGUGCGGCAGGUGUAGGGCGCGGGGGGGGAGAAGCGGCCGCGCCACCGCACACCCCCCUCCGCCCGGCGGCGAUGCCGGCAGUACAGAAAACGGUGUCCGAGAUCCGUUGCCGCGCAGAGGGCUAUGAGAAGACAGAUGAUGUUUCAGAGAAAACUUCUCUAGCUGAUCAAGAGGAACUGAGAACUAUAUUCAUCAAUCAGCCCCAGCUAACUAAAUUCUGCAAUAAUCAUGUCAGCACUGCAAAGUACAACAUAAUCACAUUCCUGCCAAGGUUCCUUUAUUCCCAGUUCAGAAGAGCUGCUAAUGCAUUUUUUCUUUUUAUUGCAUUACUUCAGCAAAUACCAGAUGUAUCACCAACAGGCCGUUACACAACAUUGGUCCCUCUCUUAUUUAUUUUAGCUGUAGCUGCAGUGAAGGAGAUAAUAGAGGAUAUUAAAAGGCAUAAAGCUGAUAAUGCGGUGAACAAGAAACAAACCCAAGUACUACGAAAUGGUGCAUGGGAGAUUGUCCACUGGGAAAAGGUGGCAGUAGGGGAAGUAGUGAAAGUGACCAAUGGGGAACAUCUCCCAGCUGAUCUCAUCAGUCUGUCAUCAAGUGAACCGCAAGCUAUGUGCUACAUCGAAACAUCUAACUUAGAUGGUGAGACAAACUUAAAAAUUCGACAGGGUUUGCCACUAACAUCAGACAUAAAGGAUAUAGAAAGCUUGAUGAGACUUUCAGGCAGAAUUGAAUGUGAGAGCCCAAACCGACAUCUCUAUGACUUUGUUGGAAACAUCAGACUGGAUGGGCAUGGUACUGUUCCAUUGGGGUCUGAUCAGAUUCUUCUACGCGGAGCUCAGUUGAGAAAUACUCAGUGGGUUCAUGGGAUAGUUGUCUAUACGGGACAUGACACAAAACUUAUGCAGAAUUCAACAAGUCCACCUCUUAAAAUGUCUAAUGUGGAACGGAUUACAAAUAUUCAGAUUUUGAUUCUGUUCUGCAUCCUUAUUGCCAUGUCUUUGAUCUGCUCUAUUGGUUCAGCUAUAUGGAAUCGAAGGCAUACUGGAAGAGACUGGUAUCUUGAUCUAAACUAUGGUGGAGCAAGCAACUUUGGAUUGAAUUUCUUGACUUUUAUCAUUCUCUUCAAUAAUCUUAUUCCAAUCAGUUUGUUGGUUACGCUUGAAGUUGUUAAAUUUAUCCAGGCAUAUUUCAUAAAUUGGGACAUAGACAUGCACUAUGAACCUACAGACACUGCUGCAAUGGCUCGUACUUCCAAUCUCAAUGAAGAACUUGGACAGGUCAAAUAUAUAUUUUCUGACAAAACGGGUACCCUGACAUGCAAUGUCAUGCAAUUUAAGAAGUGUACUGUAGCAGGAGUUGCUUACGGCCAUUGCCCUGAGCCUGAGGAUUAUAGUGUUCCUUCAGAUGAUUGGCAGGGCUCACAAAAUGGAGAAGAUAAAACAUUUAGUGACUCAUCAUUACUGGAGAAUCUUCAAAGCAAUCAUCCAACUGCACCUAUAAUAUGUGAGUUUUUGACGAUGAUGGCAGUGUGUCAUACAGCAGUUCCAGAAAGAGAAGGUGAUAAAAUCAUAUAUCAAGCAGCAUCUCCAGAUGAAGGAGCAUUGGUCAGAGCAGCCAGGCAUCUUCGUUUUGUAUUCACUGGAAGGACACCUGACUCAGUAAUCAUAGAGUCUUUGGGACAGGAAGAGAGAUAUGAACUGCUAAACGUGCUGGAAUUUACGAGCACUAGGAAGAGAAUGUCAGUGAUCGUUCGCACGCCAUCAGGAAAGUUAAGACUUUACUGCAAAGGAGCUGAUACUGUAAUUUAUGACCGUCUUGCUGAAAGUUCAAAAUACAAAGAAAUCACCUUAAAACAUCUAGAGCAGUUUGCUACAGAAGGCUUAAGAACUCUGUGUUUUGCCGUGGCUGAAAUUUCAGAAAGUGACUAUCAAGAGUGGUUAGACUGCUACCACCGUGCUUCUACAGCUAUACAGAACAGAGCGCUCAAACUUGAGGAGAGCUACGAACUAAUUGAAAAAAAUCUUCAGCUGCUUGGAGCAACAGCAAUUGAAGAUAAACUACAAGACAAAGUGCCUGAAACCAUAGAGACGCUCAUGAAAGCAGACAUAAAAAUUUGGAUACUUACUGGGGACAAACAAGAGACUGCCAUUAACAUUGGUCACUCCUGUAAACUUUUGCGAAAGAACAUGGGACUAAUUGUGAUAAAUGAAGGCUCUCUUGAUGGAACAAGAGAGACGCUUAGCCAUCAUUGCAGUACUCUUGGUGAUGCUUUGAGAAAGGAAAAUGAUUUUGCUCUCAUCAUUGAUGGUAAAUCUCUGAAGUAUGCUUUGACGUUUGGAGUGAGACAGUAUUUUCUGGAUUUGGCUUUAUCAUGUAAAGCUGUUAUUUGUUGCAGGGUAUCACCACUUCAAAAGUCUGAAGUUGUAGAAAUGGUUAAAAAACAAGUUAAGGUAGUAACUCUAGCGAUUGGUGAUGGAGCAAAUGAUGUUAGUAUGAUACAAACAGCACAUGUUGGUGUUGGUAUUAGUGGGAAUGAAGGUCUACAGGCUGCUAAUUCUUCAGACUACUCAAUUGCUCAGUUCAAGUAUUUGAAGAACUUGUUGUUGGUUCACGGAGCCUGGAAUUAUAACAGAGUAGCUAAAUGCAUCUUGUAUUGUUUCUACAAGAAUAUAGUCCUUUAUAUUAUCGAGAUCUGGUUUGCUUUUGUCAAUGGGUUUUCUGGACAAAUUCUUUUUGAAAGAUGGUGUAUUGGUCUCUACAACGUGAUGUUCACAGCAAUGCCUCCGCUAACUCUUGGAAUAUUUGAGAGAUCCUGUCGAAAAGAAAACAUGCUGAAAUAUCCAGAGUUAUACAAGACUUCCCAAAAUGCACUGGACUUUAAUACUAAGGUUUUCUGGGUUCAUUGUUUAAACGGCCUCUUCCACUCAUUCAUUCUAUUUUGGUUUCCACUAAAAGCCCUCCAGCACGGUACCGUAUUCGGCAAUGGUAAAACUUCAGAUUACCUGCUCCUGGGAAACACUGUGUACACUUUUGUGGUUCUGACUGUGUGUUUGAAGGCUGGACUAGAGACCUCAUAUUGGACUUUGUUCAGCCAUAUAGCUAUCUGGGGCAGCAUAGCACUUUGGGUAGUGUUUUUUGGGAUCUACUCUUCUUUGUGGCCAGUCAUUCCUAUGGCACCUGAUAUGUCAGGAGAGGCAGCUAUGCUGUUCAGCUCUGGAGUGUUUUGGAUGGGACUUCUAUGUAUUCCUAUGACAGCUUUACUUUUUGAUGUAGUGUACAAAGUAGUAAAGAGAGCUACUUUUAAGACACUGGUGGAUGAAGUUCAGGAGUUGGAAGCAAAGUCUGAGGAUCCUGGGGCAGUUGUGCAUGGCAAGAGCUUAACUGAAAGAGCCCAACUACUGAAGAAUGUUUUUAAGAAGAACCAUGUGAACUUGUAUCGCUCUGACUCUCUGCAGCAAAACUUGCUUCAUGGCUACGCCUUCUCUCAAGACGAAAAUGGAAUAGUUUCCCAGUCUGAAGUAAUAAGAGCUUACGAUACCACAAAACAACGGCCGGAGGAAUGGUGAAGGAACACGGCUCGAGAUUUAGGCCUUAUUAGUUACUUUUGUGAGACAGACUGCUAGAUCUUUGCUGGGACCUGCGACCAUGGCCCAGUUACCAGAGAUUUAAAGAUCUGUGAUGGUCUUGUUCCAUAAAGUUUGGAUUUGUGUAUUCAGUAGACAUAAGCACUGUGCAAUUAUACUGUAACACACCAUCUCUAAAUUUUUUAACGAGUAUUUGCUUAGCCUUUGUAAACAGAUUGGAAUUUACCUUGUAUGUUGCCAGCUUGCUUAUUUUACAAUGAAGUUGAAUCAAUAGUGGUCAUAUACUCAGAAGGCAAUGGUCAGAUCGCUAAACAUACUUUACAUUGGCAGGCCAUUAGCAUCUGUGAAGGUUUUCAAGUGUUAAUAUAUUUAAAUACAGUUGAUAACAAGCCUUUGAUUUCAACAAGUGCUGAAAAAAUAGUAUCUUACUGGUGUUAAUUCACCUUCUUUGAGAAAGAUUUUGAGUCAAGACGUUUAUAGAUGUUUGUGUCAAACUAACCUAAAAACGUUUGCCAAAGAAGUUCCAUAAAUGUUUUCUGUUGUUAGAAAUAAUUUGAAAGGAAAUUAACUCCAGUCCUGAUCUCAGAACUGCAUGCUUGAGUCUCCGCACUUGAGGAGAAACAUUUACAGUACAGUGAGUCUAAUUUGAGUGGCCUUUACGGCAUUUGCUUUCAAAACUGCAAGUCUUUGCACCUUUGGCCUUAUACAAGCUUUUCCCUUAUUUUCAUUUCGUAUUGCAUAUGUUGAAAAUGGCUGCCACCUUGUAAAAUUGAGUACACAUACUAUUUCGUUCAAUUUUUAAGAAUUGCUCUGCCUUACUUCCCUUUUGCAAACUCCAGUUAUUUUUGCGAUGCGUAGUUGUAUCUGCUUGUACUGUAGGUUCAAAAAGAAAGUUUGUUUUAACUUAUUUUAAAAUAAUUAAUUAAAUUUUCGACAUUUUUACACUAAAAUUAUUUGAAAUGCGUACGUUGAAAUAGAGAGCAAAGCAUGCCCUUCGCUAGUCUGUGGUAUGUACUGUUUUAUUUGCACUAAAGCCACUUCCUAUAAAGGUGUGAAAUACAUUGCAGCAGCCUCUUUACAACUUACUGGUCGUGCAGAAUACCAAUAUACCCUCUCCUCUAAUGAAAAAUGGAGAGGAAGUGACUGCAGAAAAAGAGACACACCUAGUUUAAGAAAAAAAAAAAAAAAGGAGGGAGGUGUUAAAUGAGAGCAUUGUGGUAACUUUUUUAAGUAGUUAUACUUGGUAUUU
This is a messenger RNA of Chroicocephalus ridibundus (black-headed gull), 5000 nucleotides long. It is a transcript of the gene ATP8A1, whose product is annotated as ATPase phospholipid transporting 8A1. The transcript is spliced from 37 exons. The coding region runs from base 239 to 3733 and encodes 1164 amino acids. Gene Ontology annotation, molecular function: magnesium ion binding; ATPase-coupled intramembrane lipid carrier activity; ATP binding. Gene Ontology annotation, biological process: phospholipid translocation. The record is from RefSeq and is a predicted model, not a curated record. Gene Ontology annotation, cellular component: plasma membrane. Lineage: Eukaryota; Metazoa; Chordata; Aves; Charadriiformes; Laridae.